CUCUGGUUCGAUAUUAGGAAGUUUUAGAAGGUUUUUGUAGAACGGAUCUGUUGUUGACGAGCAAGAAGAUUAAGGUCUUCAGAGUUGAGAUUGAUUGGAUUGGAUUUAAUUAUCGUCGUUUGCAAUGGUAAACUCGAAGAAAGAAGGUUUAAUUGACGAGAACCAAAUCGAGGGAUCGGAUUCUACAGACAAUGUUUCUGAGGAAUCUGCUGUUGGUGUUUCGUCGAUGGAAACCGAAUCCUCUUGUGUUGGUUCUACUGGCUCUUCGUUGGAGAGUAGGAGAAGCUCAGGAAAUGAACGGGAGCUUACGGAGAUGCUUAGAGGUAUCUUCGGAGAUGAAGGUGAUGAAGAUCUGUUGCUACAGAGUACCGGUCGAGAAAACGGCAUUAUACAGUGGCUUCAGGCCUUGGAUGCACAGGUUAUGGGAGGCUGCCGUGCCGAUGAAAGGUUGAAGCCGUUGAUGAAGCGAAACGUUUCGAGUGGUGUUACGGAUGAUAGCUUGCUGGCCCAUAUCAGUCAGCAUUUUGAGGCAUCAGAAGUUGGUAUGCUGGCGAGGUGUUUGUGCAUUCCUCUCGUUACCAUUCGUGUAGGGAAGGUUGUCAAGCAAGGAACACUUCUGUGUCCAACUACCAUAAGGGGAAAUCUCUAUCUCACCCUUUUGCCGACAUCUGAUUUGCGCAUUUCAUUUGCUGGGGAUGAUGGCUUCACAGAGAAAGUUGCUACAUUGAGUAGCAAUUCUGAAAGCUCAGUGGCAAUAGAAGAAAUCUCAGCGGACAAUUCUGGUCGUUCUUUCCUAAUAAAGCUACCGGAUGGGAAAGUCUCAUACUUCUGGUAUUCAGAGAAAUCAAAGCUCCUUGGCAUGGAACUGCUAGAAAAGAUGAAGGAUAUUGUUAGGAGGAAGCCUUCUCUUGCUCAGCUAACUGGAAUCAGUGAAUCACGACUUGACUGCUUUGCAACUCAUCUCCGUGCUUAUCUGAUUGGAUCAACUGUGAGCAAUACUCAAGCAAAUACAGAUGUCUCUUCAUCUUCGGUGGUUACUGUGUCCAACCCUCCGGAGUUGGACCAGAGCAUCCAACUUUUACCUGCAUCUACGAUGCCAUACUGUGCACGAUUCAUCAGUAGUCAAGCAGAAACGACUCAUGCCCUCUAUCAAAGCAGCUUCAGCCCAAGAUCUAAUUCUUUCCAGGAUGGGUUGCCAAGGAGCUUGUCCCUUGCUAAAAGCAUGUCUAGGGAAAAUAUUGUACGGCAAGGAGAUGGUCAUCUUUCAAUUGAGAACCUAUCUGUUGCUUCCACAUUUGCUGCGCAAGCAUGUACUACGAUCCACACCGAAAGGGAUAAUAUUCUGGAGGUCAGCAAAUCCCAACCCCUCUUGCCAUUAGGCUUCUUGCGAUCUCUUGGGAGAUCUGAUUCUUUACCCUCAGUAGGUCCAUUUUCAUCGCAAAUUCCUGCCAUUGGUGCUCCAAAUUAUUCCCCCUACUACUGCUGGUGCCCAACCGGCACAUCAACCCUGCAAUGCUCUUCAACACUUCCACAGCUGCCAAAACCAUUAAGUGAUUCUUUGUCUCUGCCGACUUUGUCUUUUUUAUCAUCUGAUACGAGUUCCCCCAUCCCCCUGUUCCCACCAGAGAGUUCUAUUGAUGUCCUAGAUGUUAAAUCAUUGGAUUUCCCUGUUCUCCUGCCCGACCCAAUGUUUCAGUUUCCUCUUCCAGUUUCUUCGAUCAUCUCUGCAGUGAGCUCGCAACAGAUUCCAACUUUCACCCCCUUAAUGUGUGACUCUAUUGUGCACAUUCCGAUGAUCGAUGUUUGCUCAUCAGGUCAAGGCUACUUGGUCAGUGCAGGGCCUGCUAUUUCAACAACUAUACCAUCUUUGCACCCAAAUUUUAUGAGCCCCUUAAUCCCAGAAACAGAGUCGGUGGUGGAGAAGGGUGCGAGGGAAACUCUGCGGCUGCUCAUAAGUUCAUCUCAGACAAAUUCACAGCUCAUGGGUGUGCUGCCUGUUGUUUUAAACAGCACGGAAGAAAAACAUGGUAACCUUGGGGCAGGAAGCAGGGGUUUUUAUAGUGGAAUGAUUGAUGUUGGUGCUAUCAAAAGCAGCGUUGGGGCUGUGGGAUUACCGUCCUGGCAAAAGAUACAGUUCAGGGAUGAUGAUUUGGGGAAUCUAUUAUCACAGGGUGCAGAAGGCCCUGAUAAGUCUUGCUGUUCAGAUGAAACAGGAGGGGCCAACGAGUCAUUGGAAAGUUAGGAAGUGUUAAAUUUUGCAUCUUUUUUUUUUUUUU
Molecule: messenger RNA, 2276 nt
Organism: Telopea speciosissima
Lineage: Eukaryota; Viridiplantae; Streptophyta; Magnoliopsida; Proteales; Proteaceae
Exons: 4
Coding region: 125-2242 (705 amino acids)
Source: RefSeq, a predicted model, not a curated record